Hemicordylus capensis (graceful crag lizard) is the source of this 1960-nucleotide messenger RNA. It is a transcript of the gene RSPO2, whose product is annotated as R-spondin 2. The record is from RefSeq and is a predicted model, not a curated record. Bases 564 to 1289 code for a protein of 241 amino acids. The transcript has 6 exons. Lineage: Eukaryota; Metazoa; Chordata; Lepidosauria; Squamata; Cordylidae.
GGUCCUGCCUGAGGACUAGCCCCGAUGAGUGGCAUUUGCGCACAUCGCCCAGCAGCCUGUAUAAGAGAACUAACGGGAAAGCGAGGAGCACCAGGCAGCUCGGCCGGCCGAGGAGGACUGCAGGGGAACUGCACCGCGCGCGUCUCCCGCCGCUCGGCACCCCAGCCCGGCCGGCUCCCUGCAAAAGCGCGCGGGGGCGAAAGCGAGUCCCCGGCGCGCGGCAGCCCCCAAACUUUGCAGGGCGGCCCACGUGUUUGCAGCCUGACGCUCGCGAGUGGAGGAGCCGACGAGCCGCUCGCCUGACCUGCAGCCGAGGGAGCCGCCGGCGGGCUGCUGCGGGGACUGGGACGUCGCGGGCGGACGCUCUCCCGGGAGAUCGAAGGAGAUGCUAGAAGUUGCCGGCUCUUUGCAGCAUCUGCGCGGGGGCUCGGGAGGCGUGUGAGCGGCCGCCGCUGCGUCCUGCCUGUCACCUCGCCUCUGCCCGGGGUGGGGGGCAAGCCCAGUCCCCGACUGGACCCCUCCUGUUGCUGCCACUGCCACUGCCCGGAGCCGAGAGCUGAAGGAUGCAGUUUCGCCUCUUCUCCUUUGCCUUGAUCGUCCUCAACUGCCUGGAUUACAGCCACUGCCAAGGCAGCCGCUGGAGACGCAGCAAGAGAGCUAACUAUGGACCAAAUCCAAUUUGCAAAGGUUGUUUGUCUUGCUCAAAGGACAACGGAUGCAUCAGAUGUCAGCAUAAAUUGUUCUUCUUUCUCCGAAGAGAAGGAAUGAGGCAAUAUGGGGAGUGCUUGAAUUCCUGCCCGUCCGGGUACUACGGUCUCCGAGCCCCAGACAUGAACAGAUGUUCAAGAUGCAGAAUAGAGAACUGCGAUUCUUGCUUUAGUCGAGACUUUUGCACUAAGUGCAAGCCUGGGUUUUAUCUUUACCGAGGUCGUUGCUUUGGAGAAUGCCCUGAUGGCUUUGCCGCCUUAGAGGAGACUAUGGAAUGUGUGGAAGGCUGCGAAGUGGGCCCGUGGAGUGAAUGGGGAACUUGCAGCAGAAAUAACAAGACAUGUGGAUUUAAGUGGGGCUUAGAAACAAGAACGAGGCAAAUUGUGAAAAAGCCGGCAAAAGACACAAUACUGUGCCCAACCAUUGCAGAGUCUAGAAGAUGUAAAAUGGCCCUGAGGCACUGUCCAGGAGGAAAGAGAACACCAAAGACAAAGGACAAGAGGAAGAAGAAAAAGAAUUUAAUGGAAAGAGCACAGAAGCAGCACAGCCUCUUCUUAGCCACAGACCGAGCGAGUCAAUAGAGACUUUGUCACGUGUCUAUCCGUGUGGGAAUUUUUGUUUGUCCGUAUGUUGCAAAAUGCACAGAAGCUGCUAUCUGCUCCUGCACACAGAUGCACUGCAAUUUGGCUGCUUAGACAGUAUUGGUUGCAAAUAACUUGUGAAAGAAAAGUCCACAAGCUUGUUUGUGUGUGUUAUUUAUACUUUGGUUGUUUGUUGUUGUAUUUGUCACUCCCCAACACCUGGAGACUCCAGGGUCAGAAGAAGUCCACUGAGUUGAAUCAGUGGAUGUGUGUCAAAGGCAUUUUGUUUCCCUCUUGUUUUUGUUUUGUUCUAAUUCAUUGCCUGUAAGUCGGAGGCAGCCGAGUUCUUGGCACGGAAGUUUGCAGCGAGAUCUUAAGGCUGUGCAUUGCCACUGGGCAAUGGACUUGUGCAUAUUUAUAUAAGGAAAGGAAAUCGGGGAAUUAGCGUUGCAUUUAUGGCUUUGUUUUUCACCUUGUACAUUUCAAGAGUAAAUAACACUAAGCAGAUACUCAUAGAUAACGUCCUUUUGUCCUCCGCACCUGUUUUAUUGGAAAAGUUGUAUAGUCAAACUGUUCUCGACUGAUAUACCACAGAAGCUGCUGCUUAGUAUUUCAGGAGUGCAGCAGUUCCCAUGUGUACAUACCAUGCUGUCUACAUAUAAAUAAACCUA